AUGUUUACUUUCCUCAGCUAUAUAAUACAAGUUACAUAUGGAUUCGGUUUUGGAAACCCCGAGAUUUGGUUGAUGAAUAAGAUUGUCUUUUUCCAGCGUCUCGAUAGCAUCAAGAACCUCCGCACUUUGCCCACAUCAUCGUUCGUCCGAAAUAAGGAGGUCCCUGGUAAAUGCCCAUUCGAUUCCUGGUAUCGCGGACCAUCGAUUCACAACUGCGUAUAUCACCCCCACAGACCCGGCACCAUUCGAGACGUCGCUAGGACGUUUAGAUUUUACUGUUCUCCGGAGUGCUUAAAGCAAGGCUAUAGGUUUCUGGCGGAUGAGCAUUGUCUCCCCUGCCCAGCUAGUGAUAAGGAGGACGAUUGUAUGUAUUGUCCCUGGGCUACUAUUGAGGAGGACGAGGCUGCGGAGCACAGCACUACGGCUACGUUAGGACCGGACUUAGCAGCACCAGGAAGUGGUCGUGACCAAUCGCCUGUUAAUGAAACGCCUGCAUUAGCAGGAUCAUGCUGGACUGCUGUAGCAAAUACGCGGACGUAUACGCCGACACCAGAAGAUACCGAUCGGGUGCUCUGUGUGAAAGUAUACAGCACUGAGCCGAUACCAUACCACUCCUCCUCCUCCUCAACUACUCGCAGGUGUAGGACAGCCGAUGAUAGAGUAGAUGACGAUAGCAGCGAAUCAGAGGAUGCAUGUAUGGCUGAUCGGGAAGGGACGGGGAGGUCUCGGAGGAGUGAUAACGCCUCCACGGACUCAGGACCGGUUAUUGCGGGUGGUACUCUCCAACCAUUGACAUCGAUCUCACAAACUGGCAGUGGAUCUGUGUAUCUCAUGACCAUGCCGUGCUUUGACCCAAUGACUUAUUCACCACCACUUCGGGAAAUGCUGUCGGUUUAUGGGGCGUUGGAUCACAUAGCCACGGGUCAGGCGAUAAAGCUGUUGAAUUGGAAUAUCCUUGCGGAUAUAUAUUGUACGCCACAACAGUACCCGUAUUGUCCCCCGUGGGCAUUGAGUUGGAAUUAUAGGAGGCAUUUGAUUAUAAAACAGAUAGCAGCGUUAGAAGGAGAUAUAGUGUGUCUGCAGGAAGUCCAGUCGGAUCAUUUGUAUACAUCUUUGUUACCAGCACUGGAGGGUUUGGGAUUUGGUUACUUAUACGCUCCGAAAACUAGGAGAAUAUUCACGGAUAAAUAUUGCGAGGAAGGGUGCGCGAUUUUGUAUAGAAAAAGUAGAUUUUCUGUCGUGGAUUCAUUCACCAUUGAAUUUGACGCCCAUGCUAAGGACAGCGCAAGAUAUCAGGGCGCGCGAAAUACGAAGCAACGGAAUAGAUUGAGUAAAGGGAAUGUUGCUCUAGCGUGCUUGUUGGAAGAUUCGCGACCUCUGGGAAUUGUUAAUACGCAUAUUACUGCAGAUGUUGAUGCUGGGGAUGUUAAAUUGUGGCAGGCUAUGUGCAUGCUGGAAGUUGUACAGGGCUGGAGUAACAGCCAAAAUGGAGUGCUACCGGUCAUCGUGUGUGGUGAUUUUAAUUCAACACCGGAAUCAGCGGUUUAUGAACUCCUCACGACUGGUCGGCUGAGCCCCUCCUCCAUACCGGUUACUCUCUUAUGGAGAGCAGCCAGAAAUCGAGGAAAUCGUUUUCCAGAAUUUAUGUAUUCUUUGGUACGCCCUGACGGCCGACACUGUGUAGCACUCGCUGAUGCGGCGUUGGCUCAUCUAUUAGCUGCCGGGCGUGGCGAUUCGAUGCACGGGGAGGAGGACCUUGUUCGGAUAUGUGUUUUAUUACACCGAUUGAGGCCGCUAGCAGAAUCGAUGAUGGGUGGUAUGUCAUUUCUCGCUCGCCCGGAAAUUAUCAACGGCUUCAACGGCGAUCGUGGGAGAUUGCAUCCGGCAGUUUCGGCGGCCGCUGAGUUUCUCAUGAAUAAGGAGUUGCUGGAGAGGAUGAGUCCGCCGGUUUUGUAUGGCGUCCUUCUCAAGCACGCUGAGUACCUUCCUGAAGGAGUGAGGGAAAUUUUGUUGGAAAUAUUUUCGCAGCGCGCGAUGGAUUUGCCUGUUGUUGAGCUGCAACGAUGUAUACUGAGUUUUGGCGCUUCGGGGGCAUUCCUGGAGCGGCUGAGUAAAUACUAUGGACUCUACGACGUUCAUAUGGACAAGCAAUUGGUUAAUCGGCAGUGCCUGGAAUCGCUGGGUCCUGUGAUGGGGUAUCUUUGUAAGAUUUCAAAGAAGGAUGGUAUGUGGAAAUUGGGGGAGAUGCCCUCGUUGUUGCUGCAUGCAGCGCAUUUGGCUACUGUUGUUGAGAAGGAGUAUAAAAUGCAUGCAGAUUUGGCGGUAUGUUUCGCGAAAGUUGGAGCGGAGAAAAUUCAGAGUAAAUCGGUUUAUGACGUGUUAGCAUCAGCUUUGGAAAAUUCGAGUAGGAUAGAGGGCGCGAUGGGCCUUCUGGGAGAAGUUUGCAAGGCGUAUGGUCUGCCGGAUCGGCGAGCGAAUUUCGGGGCGCGCGGUCGGGCGUCGGCAGCAGCGACGAGGUUUAUCAUUGAUUGCAUUGGGAGGAUGGGUGAGAGCACUGGAGAGGAGUUGGCGGUUUUUGGAGAAUUAUUGCGUGCCACGAAAUGGCCCAUGAAGCAAGCGUGGAUAAGUCUGAGCGCAGAAGCGGUCAAACGAGGUUGGAAGGCAAAUCGAUCGAGUGAUCGAUUUCGGCAAAAUGAUACGUCCCCACCUGCUGAAGUGGAGAGAAGUGGUUUCGUCGAGAAAAGUGGUGGUAAGCGGCUGAGCCCUGUGCAUGCGUACAGGUUAUACCACUCCUUCGCCAACUUGCAUGAGGGUAUGGCUGCGACGCUGCUACCUAUAGUGCUUGUUUCGAUACGACAGGAUGAUUCUCUGGAGUCGCUCGCCCCGCUCUUCCGUGCUUGUCGAGUUGGCGAUGUUGAAGUUGGUAUCAUGCGCGAGGCUGUUGGGAAAUGUACGGCUAGAACUGAGGAGGUUCCUCGAGAAACUCUAUGGGAAGCCCUGCGAGUUGCGUGCAUUGGUGGAUUCUCAGACGACCAGAUAGAACGCCUGGUGGAGCCGUUGUUGAGCGGUGAUGUGGAUUUGCCUGUAGGGAGGGAAGUUGCGAUCGGGUCGGUUUUGGUUGGACGGAAAAAGUCGGAAAAAAUAGCGCACAUUUUAAAACGGUUGGUUUUGGACGACACAUUUCUAUCGAAAUGUGAAGCGGAAGAAUUGGUGGAAGCUUUUGAACUGUGCAGUUGGGCUGGCGGCCGCACUACGGAGAAUUGGAAUUUUGCGGCGCAGCGAAAAGUCGGGGGAAAUCAUCAUGAUGAUGAUUAUCAUUCGGACCGGGCCCUGCUUGAGAGGCUACAGGAGAGGGUGGAGAAAGAGAGGAUAGCUGCUGAAGCCAUGCGGAAUUUGGGCGAACGGCAAUGCCCAUCAACUAAUGGGGUUACAGCUGGAAUGGGGUUGGCUUUCUUUCUGGUCGCAUUGGGUAACUGUAUCGAUGAGUAUCUUUUCACUGGCCACAUUUUGUAA
Perkinsus marinus ATCC 50983 is the source of this 3513-nucleotide messenger RNA. Its product is annotated as carbon catabolite repressor protein, putative. NCBI's taxonomy places the organism in Eukaryota, Perkinsozoa, Perkinsida, Perkinsidae. The record is from RefSeq and is a predicted model, not a curated record. The transcript is spliced from 19 exons. The coding region runs from base 1 to 3513 and encodes 1170 amino acids. Gene Ontology annotation, cellular component: nucleus; CCR4-NOT complex; cytoplasm. Gene Ontology annotation, biological process: nuclear-transcribed mRNA poly(A) tail shortening. Gene Ontology annotation, molecular function: poly(A)-specific ribonuclease activity.